AUGCUCUGCUCCGGCCGCAACCACGCCUCACGCGCUCCGGCCCCGCGCUCACCGCGGUCGGGCCGCGCCCUGGCCACGCGCCCCACCGUGCCCGACCACCGCGCGCGCGCUCGCGCUGACUGCGCCCCGCAUCGCUCCCUGCUCGCGCGCGUGGCCGCCCCGCUGUUGCUCUGCUACUGCCGCUGCUCUACCUCCCUCGCAGCCCCGCGUCCCCGCCACGGAUCGCGCACGCCCCCGCCGGCGCCGUUCGCCUCCAUCGCGCCGCGGCCAGCUCCGCCCUACCCCCUGCUCCCCGUGGCCACGCACCGCGUGCCGAGGCUGCCGCCGCACUUGCCGUCCCGCUCCGACGCGGCACUCGCCCUGCGCCGCUCCUGGCCCCGCCCCUCACCUCGCUGCCCCCACUCGGGCCGGCUACGGCCGCCCUGCCAUGGCCGCCGGCCAGCCAGCACGCGGCCAGGGCCAGAGCCCCGUUCGGGCGCCCCGCCCGCUUCGCCCUUUUCCGCUCGGGUUCGCCCGCCCCGCUGCACGCUCGACCCGUUAGGGGCCCUGGCCCAAUGA
Molecule: messenger RNA, 558 nt
Organism: Aegilops tauschii subsp. strangulata
Lineage: Eukaryota; Viridiplantae; Streptophyta; Magnoliopsida; Poales; Poaceae
Source: RefSeq, a predicted model, not a curated record